UUUUUACAAUUUCAGCCCGAGUACUACAAGGACGCUCCACAUUUCCGACGCGUAGGAGACGGUCCUGAAUACAGACUAGAAAUACCAAGCGCUAAACUAGAUUUUACAGGCACUUAUUCAGUUAUUGCCACCAAUUGUCAUGGAGAAGUAAAAGCUGUAAUUUCAUUGCAAAUCUAUGCUAAAGAUAUCCUAAGGCAAAAAAUGGAGAAAGGAUCUAUAAGACAUGGAAAUGUUGAAACCCUUCCACACUUUAUAAGGCAUUUACGUAACUUACGCUGUUGUGAUGGUGACUCCAUAACUUUAGAAUGUCAUGUGGAGGGAUUACCAGAACCAUAUAUUAUUUGGGAAAAAGAUGGUCGAGUAUUGCCAAGUGAUAAAGAGUUUUCGAUGUCCUAUGAUGGUAUAAAAGCAACUCUAAGCAUACCUCGCGUUUACCCUGAAGACGAAGGAGAAUUCACAUGUGUUGCGAAAAAUAACUUAGGUCGUACGCUUUCCUCAGCUUGUAUUAUAGUCGAUGUACCAGAGGAAAAAGAAAAUAUGUUAAACAGACAAUUAUCCCGGCCAACUGGUUUGCUUUCAGCAAGCUCUACGCCAAUUUCAACUCCACGUUCCACACCAAAUAGAAGCUUUUCACCUAUGAGGCUUUCAUAUCGCAACUCAAGCAUUGAUAUUGGUAGCAGUGAACAAAGACGCUAUACUGCACAACAGCAGACAAUUUCAGCUCCUAAAUUUUUAGCUAUACCACAUAGUCGAGUUGUAGAAGAAGGUGAUAGUGUACGAUUUCAAUGUGCCAUUGCUGGUCAUCCAACUCCAUGGUCCACAUGGGACAAGGAUGGUAUGAUCGUAAUACCAACCACACGUAUAUCUGUGAAAGAAAUAGAUGAUCUACGUUUCUUAGAAAUCGAUGAGGUGACAUUUGAUGAUGCUGGCUUAUAUCGUAUAACUUUAGAAAAUGAUUAUGGUCGAAUAGAAGCUACGGCACGAUUGGAUGUUAUUUGCAGUAGGCGUUAUUCAAAAUCACCUUCUUCACGUAGUGUAAGAGCUUCGUCUUCACGACGAAAUGCUUAUAUACGCCGUCGAAUAAUGGGACCAUCCACUGCAAUUGGUGGGCGCAUGGCACUCGCUGCAGGUUUUAGAGGUUCUUCAGUUCCAGCAUGUAAAUUUUAUCAUAAUGAUUCUGAGCUUUUGGAGUCUAAUAGAGUUCAUAUCGAGGUUUUCUCAAACGAAGCAGUUCUUUUUAUUGACAAUUGCACAUAUGAUGAUAGUGGUACAUAUACAUGUAUUAUUGAAGGCGACCAUGAACCAAUAACAACUACAGUUGAUAUCAUUAUUCAUGACCAAAAAUUAAUAAAAUCGUUUUUACCUAAAGAACCCCGUAUUACAAAACAUUUGCCGGAAGAAACGCAAUCAGUUGAAAGAGAAACUAUUGAUCUUAGUUUUGAGUUUGAUUGCAGUUUACCAUAUAGUUAUGUUUGGACUCGUAAUGGAGAUGUCAUAAAUGAUAGUGAUGAUUUCAAUUAUAUUGAUCAUGGCAAUGGUAUACUAUGUUUACGUAUUCAUGAUGCAUUCGAUCUGGACUCUGGAAUUUAUGCUUGCAAAAUAACAACAAUUGAUGGUUAUAGUUGCUGCACUUCUGGUCAAUUAACAGUAUUUGAAAGCGUUGCUGAUGACACUCCAAUAUUACUUAAAACCCCACUCCCUGCAAUAGCAUACCUGGGCUCUAAGGCUUCGUUCUGUGCUAAAAUACAUUCGAGCGGUAAACAAAGACUACCUGUUGAAGCAAACUGGUACGUUUGUGGACGUAAAGUUACUGUGGCUGACUCACCUGAACUUACGUUUGAGUCUUCCGCCGCAAACGGUUUACAUGUGCUUCAUAUAAAUAACGCCAAACAUACCCAAAGUGGCGAGGUACAAUUCAGCGUCUCAUAUCCUGGCAAACCAACACACAUACGCACCUAUACGAGUCUUGUAGUGCUACCAACUGCAGCUGCCACAAAUGACUCUUCCACGGUGGAACAUAUAGAAUCAACAAUUUUGCCAAACGUUGAAUUGGAACCAACAGAUUUUCCACCUUAUAUAUUGUUGGGGCCAGAAGAUUGUACGGCACUUAUAGGUGGCAGCGUUAAACUCAGCAUAUCAUUUGAGUCGAGACCAAAGGCACAAAUAAAAUGGUUCAAAGCGAUCUCCACGGGCUAG
This is a messenger RNA of Teleopsis dalmanni, 2196 nucleotides long. RefSeq names its product myosin light chain kinase, smooth muscle-like. The transcript is spliced from 6 exons. Lineage: Eukaryota; Metazoa; Arthropoda; Insecta; Diptera; Diopsidae. The record is from RefSeq and is a predicted model, not a curated record. The annotation marks the transcript as partial.